Molecule: messenger RNA, 2292 nt
Organism: Diatraea saccharalis (sugarcane borer)
Lineage: Eukaryota; Metazoa; Arthropoda; Insecta; Lepidoptera; Crambidae
Source: the annotation of a GenBank genome assembly
AUGAAAACAUUUUGUUAUAUUAAUUACUACAAAAAACUUCUUAAAAGAACUGCAAUAAGAAGAUACUGUUCUCAAGCUAGUAAAGAUGCCAACAAUAAUGUAGAAAAUAUCAGAAAUAUUGGAAUCUUAGCACACAUAGAUGCAGGAAAAACAACAACAACUGAGAGGAUGCUGUUCUAUUCUGGCACAAUUCACUCUAUGGGGGAGGUGCACCAUGGUAACACUGUCACUGACUACAUGGAGCAAGAGAGACAACGAGGGAUUACUAUAACUUCGGCUGCUGUAUCAUUCCCGUGGAGGGGACACCAGAUCAAUUUGAUAGAUACUCCAGGUCACAUUGACUUUACAAUGGAAGUGGAACAGAGUUUAGCUGUAUUAGACGGUGCUAUUGUGGUGCUGGAUGCAUCAGCUGGCGUGGAGGCUCAAACAUUGACUGUAUGGCGGCAAGCUAGUGGAUACCGCAUACCUCGGCUGUUAUACCUCAACAAGAUGGACAGAGCUGACGCUGACGCGGACGCGUGUGUACACUCCAUACGCGAUAAACUACAGGCCGCACCACUAUUAUUGCACUUGCCUGUACAUCAUGAAGGAAAAUUUAUAGGUCUAAUCGACUUAAUAGCAAUGGAAGAAAUAAUUUGGACGCACGGCCGGGGCAAGAAUUUGUCGCGGCGAAAAUUGACCGAGCAAGCAGACGGCCAGAAAUGGGAGGAGGCACUGAAAGGGCAUAGAGAACUCGUAGACUCUAUUUCGUCUAUGGAUGAUCAAUUAGCAGAGAUAAUUAUAAAUGAGGAAUCUCUAGACAACAUAGCCACUAAGGAUAUCCAGGACGCUGUCAACAGAUGCACAAUAGCAAUGAAAGGUUUUCCAGUUUUGUGCGGGAGCUCUUACAAAAAUCUAGGAGUUCAAACCUUGAUGGAUGCCGUGGUUGCCUACCUACCCUCUCCACUGGAAUGCAAUAAGCUGUACGACUGUUUUGGUCAGGACCUUGCUGCUAGGGCGUUUAAGGUGCAACACGAUGAUCAGAGAGGUGUGCUCACUUUUUUGAGGCUCUAUGGAGGGGAGAUUAAUAAAGGACAAAAGAUAUACAACUUGGCGAGAGACAAGAGCGAACAGACGGGUUCAUUGUACGUGGCGCUGGCUGAUGAAUACAAACCAGUGGAGACGGUGACAGCCGGGAAUAUUGCUGUGGUCAGCUCACUGAAGGCAACUAUGACCGGCGACCUGAUAACGUCGUCGCAAGCGUGCGCCAACCGAGCCAAGGAGCGCCUGACGUCACAGCUGCGGGCCCCCGAAUGGGCCGCGCGCCUGCUGGGGCCCGCCGCGCGCCGCCGCCUGCACGCGCGCCUGGAGGAGGCCACGCCCGAGGCCGCCGCCGACAUACUGCUCGGGAUCGGUAAUACGAUCCCAGAACCCGUCUUCGUAUGUACGAUCGAGCCGCCGAGCGCGGCGUACCAAAGCGCUCUCGACACAGCUCUGGCCGAACUGGCGAGAGAAGACCCCAGUCUACGCGUGAGCACCGACGAGGAGACGGGCCAGGUUAUAUUAGCCGGCAUGGGCGAACUCCACCUGGAGAUCAUAAAGGAGCGCAUCAUAAGGGAGUACAAGAUAGAGGUGGAGUUGGGCGGGCUGAGGAUCGCGUACAGGGAGGCGCUGGUGGGGGGGGCGCGGCGCGCGGCCGCCGUCGACCGCAGCGUCGGCGGCGCGCGGCAGCGCCUCGCCGUCACGCUCUCCGCCUGCAGCCGCGGCGGCCCGCACCACCACGUGCUCAGGUUGGACAAAUCAGCGGAGAGCGCUGCGAAUCUAGCGCACUUACAUCCGCGUCACUUGGCGGCGAUAACACGCGGCGUCAACACUGCGAUACAACACGGACCCAAGCUUGGGUGUCCGCUGGUGGAUGUACAAGUGACGCUGCACUGGUUCGAGGUCGGUCGGGGCACGUCAGAGUCCGUCAUCACCGCCACUGUCGCGCAAUGUUUACGGAAGGUGUUCGAAGAAGCGGACUCGGUGCUGCUGGAGCCGGUGAUGUUGCUGGAGGUGGUGUGUCCGGAGUCCCACUCCGCGCGGGUACUGGCGGACCUCACGCGGCGGCGCGCCACGCUGCGGCACGUCACGCUGCGGCAACAUAACAAGGUGAUCGAGUGCCUGGUGCCGCUGUCGGAGCUGCUCGGCUACUCGUCGGCGCUGCGCUCGCUGUCGUCGGGCCUCGCCGCCUUCACGAUGGAGUUCCACUCCAACAUGCGCAUGUCGCCCGCGGACGAGCGGAACGCCAUCAGGAACGUCACCGGCUUCUAA